CAGAUCAAUUUAUAUACCAAUUUGAUGUAAUGCGUUCAAUUCUGGCAGCUCAUUCUUUAUCUACGACACCGCCAAACUGCGUUCUCUUAACUUCACCCUUACCCCUCAUUCCCAUUGACAAUUAAUUUUUUAACCACCAGAUCAACCAACACCCAAGUUCUCUUUGACUUCAUACCCAACUUCUUUGAUUCAAACUCAUAAUCGUACCCUACCUUUAUUCCACCAAUCUUGCAGACAAUAUUCAGGGUGAUCUCCCAUGCGCAGAAUGUCUACCAUCACAAUUGGAAACCUACCCCGUUUGUCCUCAAAAGCUCUCUCUGAUAUCCUUCUUUCUCACGCCUCGUCGAACCUGGAUGCCCCUUCCAAGCCACAGAACUUAGCUAUUAUUGAUGUCCGUGAUGAUGAUCACAUAGGCGGCCAUAUCAAACAUUCUACCCACGUCCCAUCCUCCACUCUCGACUACAAGAUCCCCGAAUUGGUUCGGAAACUUAAGGAUAAAGAUACAGUUGUAUUUCACUGUGCUUUGAGUCAGCAGAGAGGCCCCAGUGCCGCAUUGAGAUAUAUACGCGAAAGGGAGAGGAUUAUGGGCGUGGGUGCCGGCAUGAGCGCUGGAUCUGUUGGAGAAGCCAUGAAGAAGAAUAAGGAGGCAGUUGAGAAGAAAGCUGAUGACGGGGAAUGGGAGGAUGUUGAAGAGGAAUCCGAGAAGAAAGAGCAAAAGGUCUACGUUCUGGAUCAAGGAUUCGUAGGAUGGCAGGAGAUAUAUGGCGAAGAUUCACGCUUGACAGAAGGAUAUCGGAAAGAGAUCUGGGAAAAUGGUUAUUAAGAUGAAACUGGGAAUUUCACCAACCAAUACCCUGCAAUAAAACAAUUUUAAGCACACAUACACGAGUCUUCAUGGUAUAAUACGCCUACUCUUUAUACAUAAGAACGGAAAUUCUUUUUUUCUUUGAGGGGGAGGGGGGCUUGCUUGCUAUGCGUAGCUCGCGGCAUUCAUCCAAAUUAUAUUCCACUCGAAUUCGACAACAGAGGUUACAAGAUAGAAGCACAGCCUCUACCUCAUUCACUGCUUUGUCCCCUCUACAUCUCUCACCAAGUCUAUUACCUUCUGAAUUGUUUCCUCUUCUAGGACGGAAAGCUCCCGCCUCAGAAAUUUCAGUCCGUACCGGCUAGAGAUCAUUUACUUCCUCAACAUCUGGCACAUAUAGUUGGCGGAGGUACAUGGCUUGUAGUUGAGCGAUCGAGAUUGUUGACAAUCCUUUGGCAACACUUUGAUUCGUACAGAAAAUUGGUCAUCCGAUUAUCUUGUGGACUGCGCAUGCCUAUGGCCUUAAGCAAGUCAUCAAAAGAGACAAUGAGAUGGGUGCACUUUAUGUCAUCCGCAAGCUAUGUAGCUGAUCCCAUUGGUUGGUGCCAUGACGCUUGAAGACUUGGUUCGUAAGUUGUGACAACCAACUCUUUCCUCGAGUUCUUGACUACUUUUCUUCUAAAAAAAGAUCCAAGAGCAUAACGAAUCCAUUGGACGUCUUACCAGCUUCAAAAGUCUUCCAAAGGUGAUACUGUAAGUCUUCGGAAGGUUUCACAUAAUGUAGUCCAGGCUGUGCAACAAGCACCCAUAAAACUUGUUAGGUAAAUGCUCUCUUGAAAAAUAUCUCCUCAGUAUAGUAUGAGAAUGCAAUAUCAUUGAUCAAAGACGCUACCUUCGGAUGACCAAGAUCUGGCCAUAAUGAAAAGGCGGUAUUGCCAUUCGUCAACUUGUGAAACAUAUCAACUGCAGACUUUACAAUUGGGGCGAGGGCGUUGACGUCAAGCAGAUGAGGAAACGGACUGGGUGAAACUAGGAUUGAAUGGAUUUCUCCAUGGAAUGUAUCAAUGUUAUCUUGGGUUUCUCAUCGCUUGCAAAAUAUGAAGAUGUGUACGUGUUUUCCGGAGCAUCUUCAUUUAGCUUUACCACCAUAUCAUUUCUUGAAAUGAUAGAUUAUCUUUGAAGACGGGGGUAUCGUCAAGUUGCGUUGCCGCCUUGAUCAAUGUUAAAUUCUGCCUGGCUGAAUUGUGUGCCUUCCUCCAAUCUCCUUCAGAAAUCAGUCGAGGGAGCCUAUAUCUACAUUUGAUGCCUUGCAACGAGCGACGGAUGCGAUGUGUCAAAAAAUCUUCUGGGAUACUGAAUCAAACUCAAACCAGAGCUGUACUACAUUUUUGCCAUCACGAUUUUGUUCAACUUCCACACUCAGCCUAGUCAUUUCGUAGUUCUCUUUCGAGAACAUCCGUCACAAUUCUCGUGUGCGAAUCAGGUCUUAUUAUAGCCAGGCAUCGAUGUUUUUUUCUUUCGUGGUCUUGCAGUGGCUAAGAUGGAACAAUAGCAGAGUUGUCUCAAGCAAGUGGAUAGAUAAUUCGCGUUGAUCUCGGAACUCGUGUAAAGAGGCCCAAAAGAUUCAAAGCCAGGAUGAGACAAACGUGAUGGAGGUUCUCGUCGUGAAUUUUUAGAGACGUAUUGAAUAUGGUUUCGCUUGUAGUUCUGCGAUAUUGAGAACGAGACAACGAGGUAGUGUUCCAGUCAUGA
Botrytis deweyae is the source of this 2557-nucleotide messenger RNA. RefSeq lists its product as uncharacterized. Gene Ontology annotation, molecular function: protein tyrosine phosphatase activity. Gene Ontology annotation, cellular component: nucleus; cytoplasm. The transcript has 2 exons. The record is from RefSeq and is a predicted model, not a curated record. Lineage: Eukaryota; Fungi; Ascomycota; Leotiomycetes; Helotiales; Sclerotiniaceae. The coding region runs from base 257 to 823 and encodes 188 amino acids.